CAGUGUCAAACGGGACGCGAUCGGUGUCAGCACGGGAAACAUUAUCAAAAUCGAACCCCCCUCGAACGGGCGCUUUGCUUUGCUUUGCGUUUCCUACCUACCUAACGCGUUAAAUCGUUUUGUUUGUCUCCGACAACAUGCUGAUGAUGAACGAAUUCGGUUCGAUGGCUUCGGCCAACAUGUUGCCGUUCAACUCCAUGUGCCCCGGCCUGUUCGAACACCAGAUGCCAAGACCGCCGAGGAUGGCUUUCAAGAUGCCCCGGGUCGUGCCCGACCAGAAGAACAAGUUCCAGACGGACGACCUGUUCAAACGGCUGAGCCGCGAGAGCGACGUGAGGUACACUAGCUACCGGGAUAGACCGCACGAGGAACGGCAAAAUCGUUUUCAAAUGGGUUGUCGCGAAGGCCAUGUGGACAUUGCUUUUGCCAACACCGGGACGAACUUGCAACUGAUGUUCACUCCAAACAUGCCGGCCAUGACGCCCUACCAUCAGCCCACCAUUGGCUAUUGCGAUUUCGAAAAAGAACGCGGAAUGGUGCACAUUCUGUCGCCGUUCAUAAUGAACGGGGUUUGCGUCCAAUGGCGAGGACGGAUCAAUUUGGAAAAACUGGACGGGGUCGGUUGCUUGGAGUACGACGAAGAGCGAGCCAUGAUUGAACACCAAAUACUUCAGGAGCAAAUCGAAAGGUACAACAACCGCGUUAAAGACCAACAAGACAAAUCGCGCUCGUACAGGCCACAGGAACGCGUCCAUGUGCCCGAAAUGGAUCCCGGCAAGAGAUACAAUAAUUUCUAACCCAGUUGAUUGUUUUUGUUUUUUUAUUAAUUUUAUUUUUUGUUUUAUAUUAUUAUUAUUAUUAUUAUUAUUAUUGACUAAAAUAUUGUUGGUGUAAGAAAAAAAAAGUCUUGUAAACCCCGCUUGACCUAACCGUUUACACUUGACAAUUUAUUAUUGUAUGUUUUACUUUUUUUUUUCUUCGAGGCA
Adelges cooleyi (spruce gall adelgid) is the source of this 986-nucleotide messenger RNA. RefSeq names its product protein big brother-like. NCBI's taxonomy places the organism in Eukaryota, Metazoa, Arthropoda, Insecta, Hemiptera, Adelgidae. Gene Ontology annotation, cellular component: core-binding factor complex; nucleus. Gene Ontology annotation, molecular function: sequence-specific DNA binding; transcription coactivator activity. The record is from RefSeq and is a predicted model, not a curated record. Bases 138 to 797 code for a protein of 219 amino acids. The transcript has 5 exons. Gene Ontology annotation, biological process: regulation of transcription by RNA polymerase II.